AUGUCGAAACGUACAAUGUUCACCACCGUCACCCCGUUGCCCGCCGGCAUCAGUCGUGAGACCGUUCUCGGCACCCUCCAUGGUCACACGGAGAUGAUAGAUCUGAACCCUCUAGUCAUCGAGCGACAUCCUAUUAAGCCUCCACGAGAAGCUAGCCCCGAGGAGAUCAAUUGCGAAUGGUAUUCUGUGACAGACAAGAUCACCUACAUCCCGGGCGUAUACACGGGCAAAUUGACCUUCAGGGCCUGCUUCCAUGACCUACCUGAUGGCCUACAAAGUCACAUCCUCGCACCAACUGGACUAGACAUCAAAGGCCGAUGGACACUUGGAGGCUCCUUGCCUGGCGAACCUCGCCAAGCUGUGGAAAUUGGGCUCAAUCUGCCGAAGGUUGGGCUGUGGUUGAAAGAAGAUGUAGAUAUGAAGUGCAACAUGAUGGCAACAGGCUUCGUGAAAAAAAGCACCAAGAAAGCGCACAGCACGCUCGUGCAAAGACUGAUCGAGAAAUCCCACUUGAAAGACAACGAAGCCUACAACCACGCGCUAGCUGAGCAAGUGGAGUUACGGAACUCGUAUCCUCCAGACUACCACUCAAGCACUUCAAUGAUGAGUCCAAGCUCGACAUACAGCUCCCCACCUCAAGGUUAUGAUACCAAACCGCCUAUCCAGCAGCAUGCUUCGUAUUCAAGUGACAACAGGGGUAGUGUAGUCAGCGGUAACUCUAGCUUCGAUGACGCAGAACAUCCAUACUACGCUGCUGCGAAACCAGCGCCGCUACAACCGCGCCAGUCUCAAUCAUAUCGACCAUACCCCCAAACUAUACCGACACAGGAGCUGCCUGUUCAUCAGCCGUACACGAAUCAGCUGCACACCAACAUCACUGUCGAGCUACCAGGUCAGGAGGCGAGGACGCCUAUUGAGAUUGAAAAUGCACGCUCAGUUCACCCUCAAUCCUGA
This is a messenger RNA of Bacidia gigantensis, 954 nucleotides long. RefSeq lists its product as uncharacterized. Lineage: Eukaryota; Fungi; Ascomycota; Lecanoromycetes; Lecanorales; Ramalinaceae. Bases 1 to 954 code for a protein of 317 amino acids. The transcript has a single exon. The record is from RefSeq and is a predicted model, not a curated record.